Molecule: messenger RNA, 1998 nt
Organism: Ornithodoros turicata
Lineage: Eukaryota; Metazoa; Arthropoda; Arachnida; Ixodida; Argasidae
Product: brain-specific serine protease 4-like
Exons: 6
Coding region: 459-1388 (309 amino acids)
Biological process (GO): proteolysis
Molecular function (GO): serine-type endopeptidase activity
Source: RefSeq, a predicted model, not a curated record
UGAAGGCGUCCCCGAGAUGCAACAAUAGUGACAAUCACAUGCUAGUGAAAAUUCCCGAGGCGAAGAAAUGACAUAACGCAGACUCUUACUUUCAACCACGCACAAGGUCUAGUCAGCCAGAGCAAAACUUUUCCACUUUCACUGCACUCCACUCAGGAUUAAGUUCUACUUUUUCCUUUUGACUACAGCUUAGAAGAACAAACAAGCCGAGGAUGAGGUGUUUUCUGGCUGUGCCCAAUUGGUGUCACUGGGUCAAAGUCCCUUCGGCUCCAAGCAGUAUGCCUCUUCCUCCUCGCCCCUUUCUGCGUUGCGUAUGACGAACAGCCUCCCCGGUGAUGACGAACGAAGCGCUUUGCAAUCUACAUGCACCACGAGGUGCCCCACGGCUGUCAGGCGAGCGAGUCUUCCCAGCGCAAGGAAUAUUUCACUGAGUGCUUAGGAUACGUGAAAGCGUAAACAUGAACAGCAUGCUUGUGUUGGGAUAUGGUGGCAGCAAGUCGAUGGUUUCUGUGUCCGUUCGAUACGCGUUCGAUGAUCUGGUGGCCGUAGUGCUCGUCGUUCUCUGGAGUGUGUGCAGUAUCGGUGCGGCUGGGCCGGCGUCUUAUCAGUGCGGACGGCAGCAGAUCAGGGACGGAAGGAUCGUCGGCGGUGAAGAUGCUUACGACGGCGAAUUCCCUUGGAUAGCGUCAGUCCGUCUCUAUGGGCAGCAUUAUUGCGGCGGCACAAUUGUUCACAAGCGUUGGAUUGUCACGGCGGCCCAUUGCUUGCGGAGCAAGGCGCCGCAUUACUUUACGGUGCGCGUCGGCGAAUACAACGUGAAGAAGGCGGAGAAAGAUCACGAUACCCAAGACAUUCGCCUUGUCCGUUACGUCGUCCACCCACAGUACUCCAUCCCAAAGCGGUACAACAACGACAUCGCCCUGCUACACUUGGCGCGGGAUAUCGAAUUUAACCGAUACGUGAUCCCAAUUUGCCUGCCCAAUACUACAGAGGACAUGUCUGGAAAGAUAGGUGCCGUUGCUGGUUGGGGAAAUGUCAAGGACGUCGACAAUGACGUUAUGGCCAGCACAGUUCCGGGACUUCGAAAAGACGUCCUGCAGAAAGUAACCGUCCCUCUACUGACGAACAACGUCUGCAAUGCGUGGUACCAAAAGGCCGGCAAAUUCGUCCGUCUUCAGGAUUCUCAAAUCUGUGCUGGCUACGAAGAAGGCAAGAAAGACGCCUGUCAGGGUGACUCUGGAGGGCCGCUGAUGUACCAGAAUGACACUCAGUACGUCCUCAUUGGGGUCAUAUCAGCAGGCUUUGGGUGCGCAAGGGCGAUGCUCCCGGGCUUGUACACACGAGUGUCAGAGUACGUGUCGUGGAUAAACAAGUACAUCGCCUCGUGAGAUCUCCUUCAGCAGAGGAUCAGUGUUGUCGUGGCAGUUGAGUGCUGAAGAUAGAAACAAUAGUCAGUACCUCUAACAUGACUGCUUUCUAAUCAAGGUGUUGCAUCGUGGCCGUUCUGUGCAGUGUUCCUCUGUGUGAUAAGGUGACGUGACCCAAGAGAUUUGAAACAUGCCUCGAGUGACGGAUACCGUGUGUAUCCAUUCUGGUCAAAGCAGGAAGGACUGUUUUAUUCCAAUGCUCUCUUGUGCUAACUGGAGCUUCAUUAUCAACUUCAUUCGACUGCAUAAUGUGAUCAUGCAAUAGAUGUGCUCCAAUUCCUAGUACGGCACGCAUCCUAAAAGUCAUCUGUCAUUGUCAACUACUUGUCAUUGUGUUAUAAUAGCAAGUGUGUAAGGUUACCGCUGAAAUGAAGGGCAUUGUAUGACAAUGUUCCACCACUCUAGUGACUAUGUCGUGGAGCAAACUGUUUGUCGCAUGUUGAAAUUCCUCAUGAUGCUGAGCGUAAGAUGCCUAAACAGGAACGUGUCACAUCUCAUUCGCCCUGGAGAAUAACGGAAUGUUGACGGCGUUGUAAUAAGUGUGAUUUGUACUUAAAUUUGUCUCAUGUUA